UCUUAUAUUCCGCGUCAAAAUACUCCUGUUUUUACUUCAGUGAAUUCUAAUACACUUAUGGCUUCUGAAAAAAAACUUAAUAUUGAAGAUAUAACAGAUCUUACUUUAUCUUUGUUUAAUUUUAAUAACACGGAAUUGUAUUGUGAAAAUUUGAAACCACAAGCAUCAAGCAAAAGUCAUGGAAUAUUGUUGACGAGGUCUUAG
Scutellospora calospora is the source of this 204-nucleotide messenger RNA. Lineage: Eukaryota; Fungi; Glomeromycota; Glomeromycetes; Diversisporales; Gigasporaceae. The record is from the annotation of a GenBank genome assembly.